ACCAUAGAUAAACCCUAAUUCUUGCGCUUCCGCCUGUAGCUAAGCAAGGGAUCGGUGGUUGCAGGUUGAGACCAGUUUUUUGUUCGAUUCGUGGAAUUCAAUUGAAUUCAGGAAUACCAUCGAACGAAUUUAUUUACGGACAUGGGGAAGAAAUCAAGCGCUGAAGGUGGCAAGAAGAAGAAGAGUAAGAGCAAAAUUAGAAGUAAGUUGAGCACUCUGAAUGCGGAGUCGCGGAAAACCAAAGUUUCCAAGGAAAAUCCUUUUGAGAGCAUAUGGUCGCGGAGGAAAUUCGAUGUCUUGGGCAAGAAACGCAAGGAUGAAGAGCGACGCCGGGUUGGGCGCUCUCGCUCACUCGCCGUUCUCAAGAGGCAAAAUACUCUGCUGAAGGAAUAUCAACAGAGCACAAAGUCUUCUGUAUUUCUGGAUAAGAGAAUUGGCGAGCAGAGUGAAGGACUUGGGGAGUUUGACAAGGCAAUCAUGAGGUCUCAGCGUGAACGGCAGUUGAAAUUGAAGAAGAAAAGCAAGUUCAAUCUGUCUGAUGGAGAAGAUGACUUUGAGUUUCCAGACAAUGGUUAUCCUGUGAGGGAUGAUUUUGAAGAUGAAGAAACAUUGGAUGAGGAUGAGGAUGGCGAGUUUUCUGUCGCUGGGAAAAAUAUUAACUUACAGCAACUAAAUUACAAUGAAGCACAAGAUGGUGAAAAGUCAGGUUCAGAAGGAGUUGAACGUAGGCCUAAGAGCAAGAAAGAAGUAAUGGAGGAUAUUAUUUCAAAAAGUAAGUUCUUCAAGGCUCAAAAAGCUAAUGAGAAGGAAGAAAAUGAAAAACUUGUUGAACAGCUCGAUAAGGAUUUCAUGUCCUUAGUUCAGUCUGAGGCCCUCCUUUCACUGACACAACCAGAUAAAAUGAAAGCUAUUAAAGCUCUGGUUAAUCCCGGCAUGCCAAAUACUGUAGAAGUGGAAGCACACAGUGCUCAGAACAAUGUGUCUCUUCCACAGGAAAAAUAUGAUCAAUAUGAUAAACUAGUUAGUGAAAUGGCACUUGAUAUGAGGGCUCGACCAUCAGACAGGACAAAAACACCUGAGGAGUUGGCUCAGGAGGAGAAAGAUCACCUAGAACACAUGGAGGAGGAACGCCUAAAAAGGAUGCAUGCAGCUGAUGAUUCCAGCGAUGAAGAUGGCAAUACUUCUGAAGAUGAUGAGAAGCAGAUUACACAUAUUUCUGGGGACGAUCUGGGUGACUCCUUCUCUCAUGUUGACAAGUCAACAUCUAAAGUUGGCUGGAUUGAGGAGAUCCUGAGAAGAGAAAAUACUAAUAAUCUUGAGGGUGAAGAUACUGAGAGUUCCGGUGAAUCAGAGGUUGAUGGUGAAGAUGAGGGUGGUGAUGAUGAUGAUGACAAGGAAGAUGAGGAGCAUGACGAAUUUGAUGAGGAAAAUGUUGAAGAUAAGGUGCCCCACUCUCUCAGGGACUGGGAACAAAGUGAUGACGAUUAUAGUGAAAUUAAUUUGAAGGAGGAAGAAGAUGCUGGUGAGGCAAGUGAUGAUACUGAUAAGCACGUGGGAGUACCAGACCUGAAAAAUAUGCAACAGAGUAAAAAGAAACAAAAAGAUGGUGCUGAUUGCAAAGUGAAGACUAAGGUUAAAAAAGAUUUGGAUAGGAAAGGAGAGCUUCCCUACACAAUCGAAGCGCCAAAAGAUUUUAAAGGGCUUACUGAUAGGUUUGACAAUCUUUCGGAUGAUCAAAUUGUGGAGGCAAUAAGGCGAAUUCGAACAUUCAAUGCAGUCUCCAUAGCUGCAGAGAAUCGAAGAAAGAUGCAAGUGUUCUAUGGUUUGCUACUGCAAUAUUUUGCUGUUUUGGCAAACAAAAAGCCGUUAAAAUUCAAGUUGCUCAAUAUGCUUACCAAGCCACUAAUAGAAAUGAGUGCUGAAACACCGUACUUCGCAGCCCUUUGUGCUCGCCAGCGGUUGUUUAGUACCCACAAACAGUUUUGUCUGUGUAUUAAAGAUACAGGUAAAACUUGCUGGCCUUCUGUGAAGACUCUGUUUCUCUUGCGAUUGUGGUCCUUGAUCUUCCCUUGCUCUGAUUUCCGUCAUGCUGUCACGACUCCUGCAAUCUUGUUAAUGUCUGAAUACAUCAUGCGGUGUCCUGCGACUUCUGGCCGAGACAUUGCGAUCGGUUCCUUCUUGUGUUCUAUGUUGCUUUGUGUCUGCAGACAAUCCAAGAAGUAUUGUCCUGAGGCUAUUUCUUUCAUAGUUGCAGUUCUUUUGGCAGCUCAAUCUGACAAACAAAAACUUGAAGCCUCACAGUUAUAUCAUCUUAUGGAACUAAAAGCACUGCAUCCAUUGCUCCAUUUUCAAGGGCAAGUUAAAGAGAUUAAAACAUUAGACUUUCUAACAUUGAUGAAUUCCCCAGAUGAUUCUCCUUACUUUACCUCCGACGAUUUCAGGGCAAGCAUACUUCUUGCAAUUAUCAAGAACCUAAAAGGAUUUGUCAACAUUUAUGAGGAACUCAAAUCCUUCCCGGAGAUAUUUUUGCCGGUUUCGAAAAUAUUACAGGAGCUAGCCAAAGAAGAUCAUAUGCCUGAUGCUUUAAAGAAUGAAAUUGAAGAUGCUGUUGAAUAUAUUGAGAAUAAAUCUAAGGAGCACCACUUCCUGCGACAGCCACUACGAAUUCGAAAGCCAAAGGUUAUUAAAACAGCAGUUCCUAAGUUCGAGGAUAACUUUGUUAAGGGAAGAGAUUAUGAUCCAGACCGCGAACGAGCAGAGAGGAAAAAAUUAAAGAAACAUUUAAAACAGGAGGCUAAGGGUGCAGUACGUGAAUUACGAAAAGAUAAUUACUUCUUGUCAGAGGUGAAGGAAAAGGAUAAGGCACGAAUGGAGGAAGAACGAGCCGAGCAGUAUGGAAGGCAUAAAGCAUUCCUCCAAGAGCAGGAGCACGCUUAUAAAUCCGGACAGUUAGGAAAAGGCAAGAAGAGAAAGAAGUGAUAUUGCUUCGGACAUAUUUAUGGGUGGUGGUGGUGUGGAUUCAUCAUAUGUUCAUGCGUCGGAGAAAAAUGAAACUGAGUUGACCAAGAAACCUGUCUCUAACAGGAUUCAAUCCUGUUUUAUUGAUUUGUAUUGUAAGAUGCUAAAAUUUGUUGCAAUUAUAUUAUUCUUUCUGUGCCA
Andrographis paniculata is the source of this 3159-nucleotide messenger RNA. RefSeq lists its product as uncharacterized. NCBI's taxonomy places the organism in Eukaryota, Viridiplantae, Streptophyta, Magnoliopsida, Lamiales, Acanthaceae. Gene Ontology annotation, cellular component: nucleolus; Noc4p-Nop14p complex; small-subunit processome. The record is from RefSeq and is a predicted model, not a curated record. The transcript has 15 exons. Bases 142 to 2979 code for a protein of 945 amino acids. Gene Ontology annotation, biological process: maturation of SSU-rRNA.